Molecule: messenger RNA, 489 nt
Organism: Fusarium mangiferae
Lineage: Eukaryota; Fungi; Ascomycota; Sordariomycetes; Hypocreales; Nectriaceae
Exons: 1
Coding region: 1-489 (162 amino acids)
Source: RefSeq, a predicted model, not a curated record
AUGGAGACUGCAGUGCUAGCCCCCUCUCGAAACCCAUGCCUUAUAAAUACAACCCAGCGCAUACCCGGUCACCGAUACAAGGCCACAGGGAACGCCUUUAGUAAGGUGAUCCUUGAUCUCAAGGACAUCUCACAGCUCCAAAAUGAUGCCGAGGAGCUGCCAUUUUGUUCUCGAAGAAAUUCGUCGUCCACAGAAAAGAAAGCCACAGUCUCCGAGAACGUUGUCAUCGUCGAGGACCUCAAGACCGCUCGCCUCUCCGAGAGUGUCAUUGCCAAGCAGAAGUCAUCAAGGCCCAGUAUCACGGUCAGCAGCAAGACAUUUCUCAUUACCCUCGCUGGUUAUAGAUAUAUCGAGAUUGUCAACCGCGUCUUCCACCCCAUUGCAUGCGCUACUAGUGUUCAAGUUUGCACUUCUGCAGCCUUUCCGAAAACGACAUCGAUUGGGACGUGGUGUCCCAGUUUGCAAUUUCCAUGGCACCGGACAAUAUAG